AUGAAAAGUCUUUCUAAAAUGGAAGAAAUGUCUAUUGUUUAAUAAAGGAAUCAAUCUCCAGGAAGAUCCUUCACAAAGCCUAGGAAAUAUGAUAAACUUAUACAUAGGACCACAUAGAUUCCAAGAAUAUCUAUAAUACGGCUGGUAGAAUGCAUGGAUUAAGAUAAUGAUGGUUGGAUAAAGAAAGACGAUAUAUUGAAAUUCAGUUAGAAGCAUUAUUUAUUUUUUGAAGAUGAAGUACUUAAAUUAGAUAUAAAUUUAUAGUUAGCAUAAGCAAUGAUUGAUGAAGCAUUAAGUAAAAGAAUUGUUGCAUUUAAGGAUUAAUUAAAAGAGCCAAUAAAUGUAGAUGAAAUUUUAGGAGCAGGUAAUUGAAAUUAUAUAAAUAUUAGUAUAAAUACAUUAUGUAUUAAAUGAGAAUCAUUUUUGGAUUGAGAAACCUAGACCAUUUAGAGAUAAAUGGGUAUAAUUAUUAUUGGCAGCUGGAGAAAAAUUACCAACUGGACAUGAUUUACCACCAGUUAAAAUUACAAAAGUGUUAGAUAUGCAUGAAAUGAAACCUUUUUCAUUCAAACCAAAACUUAAUUGUUCUUAAUCAUAAAUAAUUCAUACAUCUUAAUUAAAAGAAAUUCAUAAAUUUAAUAAGGAUAAACCUGAAGCUGGAAUAGUCUUAUAAGAAACUGAUUUAAUCAAACCUAUAAAUAAUGGAAUUAUUAAAGAAGAAGAAAAAGAUAAUCCUUUUGAGAAAGUUGUUAAUUCUAAAUUGUAAAACAAAUCAAAUUUAUUAGAUAAGUCAUAAUAUAGAUUCAAAUGAAUUCCCAACUAUUAAAUUUGAAACUUAAGCAUAUUUUAAUGAAGCAGAGAGAUUGAGUAAAGAAUAAAAAUUGUGUAGAACAGGUAGAAACCCUAUUUUAAAAUUUAUGCCAGAAAACUUGAAUUAUAAAGUUGAAACCACUAAUUCAUUAAGAUAAAGUAGUGAAUUUGAAUUAACUUAAACUAAUGCUGCUAAAUAUUUAUCUUAACCUGUAUUAUUAAGAAAACCAUAUUAUGGAUUAUCCGAUACAUAAUUAGUAUCUACUGAAUAUAAAUAUUUUUAACCAAAAAAAUAAAGUGAUUAAAAUUAAGAAACUGAUAAAUAAAUUUUUUAUUCAACCUUUAAACCAGAAGAUGUCAUGACUUUAAAAAAUAAAUUAGCAAAUUUAAAAUAAAGAGAAAAAGAGAAAUUAUAAGAUUUUUACAAUCCUCCAUCAGCUCAUAAAUUUAGAGAUGAAAUUUUAGAUAAAAAUAAACCUUUUUUUAAAGUAAUUUUAUCAGUAAAUUAAGACAAGAAUUAAACCUGAUCCCUUAACUAAUCCUCAUCUUAUGUCAGAGCAUGAUUAAAGACCAUAAUUUGCUAUUGAAGAAGAUCUAAAGAAAUAAUUAAAGGAUGAAUAAAAAUAAUAAUAAUUAAUUGAUGAUUAUAUGGGAACUUUUAAAUAAAGUAAGCAGUGGACAAAAUAUUUCCCAUCUACUGAUUUAAAUCAUAACUUUGUUGAUCAUAAAAGACCCAAUUUCUUAGAUAAAGGUAAUUAUUAAGAACCAGGAUUAAUAUUACUUCAAUUCUUAAGAGAAGGAGCAAGUGCUAAAGUAAAAGUUCAUUUAUAAAUUUAGGAUAAUUUUUAAUUAUUUCAUAGAUAAUUACGUGCUAAUGAUAAACAUCAAUUUUUAGGAUUACAAGUAGAUCCCAAUUGA
Molecule: messenger RNA, 1728 nt
Organism: Paramecium sonneborni
Lineage: Eukaryota; Ciliophora; Oligohymenophorea; Peniculida; Parameciidae
Source: the annotation of a GenBank genome assembly